Molecule: messenger RNA, 1678 nt
Organism: Pectinophora gossypiella (pink bollworm)
Lineage: Eukaryota; Metazoa; Arthropoda; Insecta; Lepidoptera; Gelechiidae
Product: mitochondrial thiamine pyrophosphate carrier-like
Exons: 1
Coding region: 173-1138 (321 amino acids)
Biological process (GO): transmembrane transport
Source: RefSeq, a predicted model, not a curated record
GUGUCAUUGACAUUUUAUCAGUAAAAUUUUGUUGUUUUUUUGAGGUUAUUUUUUCGUAAAUAUUAUGUCUGUGAUGUGUUUAUAAAUAAAGUUAUCCUAUGUAUACAUCGUAAUACGUGUUAUCUAUAAUUGAAGAGAAUUACACAAAUUGAUUUUAUUUUUUUAUAACAAAAUGCAUCUGAUUGAUAACGAAUCUAAAUUAACCGUUUACCAAUCUGCAUUCGCCGGGGGCGCAGCGGGGGCCUUCACAAGAGCUGUGGGGCAGCCUUUGGACGUCCUGAAGAUAAGAUUUCAGUUGCAGUUAGAGCCUAUUGAAAAAGGGUCGAAAUACAGCUCAGUGUUGCAAGCUGUCUCUGCCAUCAUCAAAGAAGAAGGAGUAACCACUCUCUGGAGCGGUCACGUUCCCGCGCAGUUGUUGUCCAUAUCUUAUGGAGUACUACAAUUUUCCACAUUUGAAACCCUCACACAGCUAUGCGAAAGAUCUGAUCCAAAAUUUUACUUGGCAAAUAAACAUUGGUUGAACUUUUCUAAUGGGGCCAUCGCUGCCGCCAUCGCAACAAUAGCAUCUUUCCCAUUCGACACAGUGAGAACAAGACUAAUAGCAGAACAGAAGACUAAUAAAGCUUACAGAGGCUUUCUACACGCGUUUUCAACUAUAGUCAGAUUAGAAGGAACAGCAGCUCUGUUCAAGGGCUUGGUACCAACAUUAAGUCAAAUAGCACCACAUGCUGGAAUACAAUUUGCAGCAUACAAACUGUUGACACAAAAUGUACUGAAUCAGUUUAAAUAUUUCCAAAGAAAAAUCAAUGUGAGCUCGACAGUAGAAUCCACACUGCUGGCCAAUCUGAUAGCUGGAUCUACAGCAGGAUUUGUGGCCAAGACAGUUAUUUACCCCUUUGAUUUAAUCAAGAAAAGAUUGCAGAUCCAAGGGUUUCAAGAACACAGGCUAAGCUUUGGAAGACAAAUGUACUGUAAUGGUCUAUUGGAUUGUGUGAAACUAACAAUUACUGAGGAGGGGUUUCUAGCAUUGUUCAAAGGUUAUGGACCUAGUAUGCUUAAAGCUGGACUAGUCUCGGCACUGCAUUUUGCUGCUUAUGAUGAAAUAAAAUACUUCAUACUAAAAAUACAACAAAGAUAAUGUCUUGCUUUAUUAGAAAAUUUAAUAGCACCUCAUUUUUUGUGUACAAAAUAAUCACUUACUUAUAUGUAGUUGAUUAGAAGUAUAGUAUGUAGUAUACUCGAAUUUUUACACAAUAUAAGCUUUCAACUGUGUUCCCAAUGCUGGUAGUCAAAGCUACAUUCAUCACAUGUUGGGCUAAGUACCCAUGCCUCACCGAGCUAACCAGUUUUCUGUUAGGCCAACACGAUAGGAUGUGAGACAUAUUGCCAAAUGGUAAAACCAGCUGUGUUUGUCAAAAUGGCAUUUAAGAUAAAUUAAUAAUUUCUUAGUGCAAAUCCAGUCUAGUUGAAUUUUUCGACUGUUUAUUAGUUAAAUUAUGUUAUUUAUUAUUUAAUACUCAUUUUGUUUUGUGUUAGUUCUUAGCUGUCUUCACAUCCUUAUAUUUAUUGUAGAAUUUCUUUUUAUCACAUGUUUAUUGUAGAAUGGUAUUUGCUGAAAUUCCUGUGAUAUUACAUAAUAUUGUUUUAUAGUUUAUAAGAUUAACAUGUUGUUGUGAUU